AUGAAAAUCUCUCCAAAGAAUCCUCACUUUUUUAAACCCAUCUUGCCUGGUUUCAAACAAGGAAUUAAAAUUCCUAAAGGUUUCUUGAAAUAUGUGAAGAAAUAUGAUCAGUAUGAACAUGCAAUACUGAGAAGGGCAGAUAAAAAAUGGCGAGUAAAAGUAAACGGCCGACGAUUAGAAGAUGGUUGGGAGAAAUUUGCAGAGCAACAUGAUUUGCAUUUGAGAGAUAUCUUGGUGUUCAGACAUGAAGGAGAUAUGGAAUUUGAAAUUUCCAUAUUUGAUUUAAAUCAACAAUGUGAGAGAGAAUACAAAUACGAAUACGAAUCCAAAGACAAGCCAAACCACAACAUCAAGUCAUCAAGAAAAGCAUCUCAUUUUGUAUGCAUUGUUAGACCCUAUUGCCUCUCAAGGGAUGCCUUGUUAGUCCCUAAAGAAUUUGCAUCGCGAAAUGGUCUCUUCAACACCAAGAAACGUGAUUUGCUUGUCAGAGAUGAAAGACAGAGGUCAUGGAAUGUAAUACUACGUUCAUAUGGUGAUAAAACUGCAUAUCUUGUAGAUGGAUGGAAUAAAAUUCGCGAUGCAAAUUGCUUAAAGGAGGGAGAUUGCAUAAUGUUUGAGGUUGUUACGAGUGGAAACAAACCAAUAUGGAAAUUCAAGAGGAUGACUGAACAAUAA
Solanum verrucosum is the source of this 675-nucleotide messenger RNA. Its product is annotated as B3 domain-containing protein REM9-like. The transcript has 5 exons. The coding region runs from base 1 to 675 and encodes 224 amino acids. Lineage: Eukaryota; Viridiplantae; Streptophyta; Magnoliopsida; Solanales; Solanaceae. Gene Ontology annotation, molecular function: DNA binding. The record is from RefSeq and is a predicted model, not a curated record.